UUCCUUUUUUCGCACUAUCUGGAACCCGCCCUGCCCGGCCGCUCACCCGAGCCUCGCGCGCCAUGUUCUCAUCCGCCCGUCACGCACACAACAUUCUACACUCCUUCCUCUUCCUUAAAUCCCGCCACUCCCUCUCUCGCCUUCCGCACGUGCGAAGACCCUGUUUCUCAAUUUCGUCCUUCUUACGUCGUCCCACUUCCUCCUCAUUCUCGAGCAUUUCGUCCGCCGCGGCCAUGGGCUCCCUCUCGGACCCUCUGCUGCCGCUACGCUACCCGCCGGCACGCCGCGACGAAUCCGUCGUCGACGACUACCAUGGCACCCUCAUUUCCGACCCCUAUCGCUGGCUGGAGAAUCCGGAUUCGGAGGAGACGAAAGCGUUCGUGGAGGCUCAGGUGGCGCUUACGGACUCGGUUCUGGUGGAGUGCGGGGAGAGAGAGCGGCUGCGCGACGAGAUUACCAAGUUGUUUGACCAUCCACGGUACGAAACGCCCUUCAAGCGGGGAGGGAAGUAUUUCUAUUUCCACAACUCCGGCCUUCAGGCGCAGAGCGUUCUGUAUGUCCAGAGCGAUUUGGAAUCGGAAGCGGAAGUUGUACUCGAUCCGAAUUCACUGAGCGAGGACGGGACGGUGGCACUUAGCACUGCUGCGAUUAGCAGGGACGGGAAAUACCUGGCAUAUGGGCUUAGCUUGAGUGGGAGCGACUGGGUAACCAUAAAAGUAAUGCGGAUCGAUGACAAGAAGCCCGAGCCUGAUACGAUAUCAUGGGUUAAGUUCUCGAGCAUUAGUUGGACUCAUGAUGGGAAGGGGUUUUUUUAUGGAAGAUAUCCGGCGCCGAAAGAAGGGGGCGAUUUAGAUGCAGGGACAGAGACUGACAUCAAUCUUAACCAUCAGCUCUGCUACCAUUUUUUGGGAACUGAUCAGUCCGAGGAUAUAUUGUGCUGGAGGGAUCCUGAGAACCCCAAGUAUGUUUUUGAUGCAGUUGUCACCGAAGAUGGAAAGUAUGUUACGUUAGCUAUCACCGAAGACUGCGAUCCUGUAAAUAAGUUAUACUACUGUGAUUUAUCUGCAACUUCUGAUGGCCUUGAUGUACUCAAUGGAAGCAAAGAUAUGCUUCCAUUUGUCAAGUUGGUUGACAGUUUUGAAGCUCGCUAUGAUGUUGUUGCAAAUGAUGAUACUGAAUUUACAUUUUUAACCAAUAAAGAAUCUCCAAGGUACAAGUUAGUCCGUGUUGAUCUUAGUAAACCUGAAAUAUGGACUGAUGUAUUACCAGAAGACCAAAGCGAUGUGCUAGAGUCAGCUUAUGCUGUUAAUGGAGAUCAACUUCUGGUAUGCUAUCUUAGUGAUGUUAAGUAUAAAUUGCAAAUAAGAGACCUAAAAACUGGUCAAAUGCUACAUAAUUUACCUAUAGAUAUAGGAACUGUUACUGGGAUCUCAGGCAAGCGCAAAGAUGCUGAGGUUUUCAUUGGUUUCACUAGCUUUCUUACACCAGGAGUUAUUUAUAAGUGCAACUUGUCUGCAAAAGCUCCUGAAAUGAAAGUAUUUCGGGAGGUUUCUGUUUCUGGCUUUAAUCGAGCAGAUUUUCAGGCUGAGCAGGUUUUUGUUUCUAGUAAAGAUGGGACCAAGAUUCCAAUGUUCAUUGUUUCAAGAAAAAAUAUCACUCUUGAUGGGUCACAUCCGACAUUACUAUAUGGUUAUGGUGGCUUCAACAUUAGCUUGACACCAUCCUUUAGUGUGGGGCGGAUUGUUCUAGCUAGAAAUUUAGGUUUUGUGUUGUGUGUAGCAAAUAUUCGUGGUGGGGGUGAGUAUGGUGAAGAAUGGCAUAAAUCAGGAUCUCUUUCAAAGAAACAAAAUUGCUUUGAUGACUUCAUUGCCGUAUCUGAAUUCCUUAUCUCAACUGGUUAUACCACUUGCAAAAGACUAUGUAUUGAAGGUGGCAGCAAUGGCGGACUUCUAAUUGCUGCAUGUAUAAAUCAGCGGCCUGAUCUUUUUGGCUGUGCCAUUGCUCAUGUUGGUGUCAUGGACAUGCUUCGGUUCCACAAAUUCACAAUAGGUCACGCUUGGACAUCUGAUUAUGGUUGUUCAGAUAACAAGGAUGAAUUCCAAUGGCUUAUUAAAUACUCACCUCUUCAUAACGUGAAGAGACCAUGGGAGAAGUCUUCUGAUUCAUCUGGUCAAUACCCUCCAACCAUGUUGCUAACAGCUGAUCAUGAUGAUCGUGUGGUGCCAUUGCACUCAUUAAAAUUGUUGGCAACCAUGCAAUACAAACUCUGCACGAGCCUGGAGAAUAGUCCACAGAAGAAUCCCAUCAUUGCUCGCAUUGAUCGCAAGUCUGGUCAUGGAGCUGGUAGACCUACCCAGAAACUGAUUGACGAGGCCGCAGAUCGAUAUGGCUUCGCUGCGAAGAUGAUGGGAGUUUCUUGGAAUGAUUGAUUUGGUUUACUAAGAAGAUCAAUUUUAUAGCGCGCUCUCUAUAUGGAACUGAAACUCUGGUGCGUCAUUUUGUAUAAUAUCACAUCAUGCAGAAGAAAACAUAUGACUGCUUUGUGCUAUGUAGCCUGAAAUAAAAUAGAUGUUAUUUAUUCCUUUUGAUUCUAACUCCUAUCAUAAUAAUAAAUGCCUACCAAGCAUGUUUGCUUUC
Phalaenopsis equestris is the source of this 2637-nucleotide messenger RNA. Its product is annotated as prolyl endopeptidase-like. The record is from RefSeq and is a predicted model, not a curated record. Gene Ontology annotation, biological process: proteolysis. The coding region runs from base 63 to 2429 and encodes 788 amino acids. The transcript has 12 exons. Gene Ontology annotation, cellular component: cytosol. NCBI's taxonomy places the organism in Eukaryota, Viridiplantae, Streptophyta, Magnoliopsida, Asparagales, Orchidaceae. Gene Ontology annotation, molecular function: oligopeptidase activity; serine-type endopeptidase activity.